AUGAGCGUCUUUAAAUCUGCCAUGGGCUAUUUUAGCUCAGGAGGCGCUAACGGUGGUAGUGAUAAUGAUUUUGUUGGUCAGUUUGUUGAAAUAGGAAAUAUGAAAUUACGAGUCAAAAAGGUGAUCGCAGAAGGUGGUUUUGCUUUUGUAUUUGUUGCCCAAGAUGUAUCUACAGGCACCGAAUAUGCUCUGAAAAGACUCAUGGCAGCUGAUGAGCAGGCCAACAAAAAUAUUAUACAAGAAAUUAGCCUACUAAAAAAAUUAUCAGGACACCCUAACAUUAUCAAAUAUAUAGCUGCAUCUUUUAUUGAUAAGGCAAAGACAUCACAUGGAAUGGGAGAGUAUUUGUUGUUGACUGACCUGUGCAGUGGAGGCAGUUUGAUGGAAGCCUUACAAAACAGAGGGCAGGCCUUCCCAUUAUCUACUAUACUUAGGGUAUUCUACCAAACAUGCCGAGCUGUGCAGCAUAUGCAUGCUCAAGUGCCGCCAAUCGCACAUCGUGAUCUUAAGUUAGAAAAUUUCUUAAUAUCUAAUGAAGGUACAAUAAAACUGUGUGAUUUUGGUUCUGCUACUACUGACACUUAUGCACCAAAUCCAUCUUGGAGUGCAAAUCAGCGAAAUAUGUUAGAAGAAACGCUGGCCCAAUUCACCACACCUAUGUACCGAGCUCCAGAAAUGUUGGAUACAUGGGACAAUCGUAAAAUAGAUCACAGUGUUGAUGUGUGGGCUCUUGGGUGCAUACUUUAUACUCUGUGCUAUAUGCAACAUCCAUUUGAAGAUUCUGCUAAACUUGCAAUACUUAAUGGAAAUUACAACCUCAACCCAAAUGAUCAACGCUACAAAUGUUUUCAUGAAAUCAUAAAUGGUUGUCUAACAGUGAAUCCUGAGGAGCGAUUAACAAUAAGUAGUAUACUGGAGCGGCUGGCGGCAAUAGCGGAGUCCAAUAAUGUCAAUCUCAAGCAACCACUCAAAUUUGAGCGUAAAAAAGUUGAACAAUCUGUGGCCACUAGCUCGCCAGCUAACAAGGAUCCGGUGUCAAACAGUCAGGAGGUGCCGAACUCCCGGCCGCCGGAGCCGGCGCGCCCCCCUCCGCCCGCGCGCCCUCCCGCGGCGCCUCACUACCAACCACCUUUGCCGCAACAGCCGGUCAACUCGGGGGGACUGUUCUCCUCUAUUAAAGGAGGCGCCGGCAGCUUUCUUAAGAAUUUAAAGGAUACUUCUUCGAAGGUUAUGCAGACUGUCCAACAGUCUAUAGCCAGAACAGAUUUGGAUAUAAGUUAUAUCACUAGUCGCCUAAUCGUGAUGCCUUAUCCGUCUGAAGGAUUAGAGAGCGCAUAUAAAACCAACCACAUUGAUGACGUCAGGGCUUACCUAGAAAGUCGUCAUCCAGGCGGCAAAUACUGCGUGUACAACGCUUGGCGCGGUGGUCGGCUAACUUUCCCGAGACACGUUAUAAUCACUGACGCUUGCCGCGCACUAUGGCCGACACCAGUGCACCGAGCGCCCCUAUUAGCACCAUUAUAUAGUCUUCUACAGCAUAUGUACCACUAUCUUGGGAAGGAUGAAAGAGCAGCUUGUGUAAUCACGUGCCAAGAUGGGAAGCAAAUGUCAUGCAUGCUGGUAUGCGGUCUCCUACUCUACGCGAAGCUAGUAACGGUACCAGAAGACGCACUGCAGAUAUUCGCAGUGAAACGAUCUCCUAUCAACAUUCCGCCUAGUCAACUCAGAUACCUCUAUUAUCUCAGUAAUAUAAUUAGACCGGAACCAAUACUGCCUCACUUCAGACCAGUGAGUUUAGUGUCACUAACAAUCCAGCCAGUUCCACUUUUCACAAAAGCAAGAGAUGGUUGUCGUCCAUACAUAGAAAUAUAUAAUGAAGACAGAAUGCUGUUAUCUACUUUACAAGAUUAUGACAGAUUGCAUCUUUACACUAUGGCAGAAGGGAAAGUGACGUUGCCGUUAGACACGACGGUGGUGGGUGACGUGUGCGUGUGCGUGUACCACGCGCGACAGCAACUCGGGCGCGUGCACUCUGUGCCGGUACUGUCGCUGCACUUCCACACUGGCUUCCUCUCACCCAACCAGCAUGCUAUCAAGUUCACCAGGUCUGAAAUUGACGGGAUAGACGAAAUAAGUCCAGUGAAUGAUCAUUUCUCUAAUAAUACGCAUGCAGUAAUAAGUCUGGUGGUACAAAACGGGGAGAGACGCAAACCCCGCUCGGACCUGUGGGAGGAAGACCAUUCGUUUGCUAUACGCACACCCGAUGUAUUAUUCUCCACUAAUCUGGAAAGAGACGAAACUAUCGACAAUUUUGUCACCGCAGAUUACCCACCACGUGAAGCAGAACGUGAACGACCUCGUCCGGCACGCCCCGCGCCACCUUCUCCAGCUCCUCCCCACCGGCCACCCCCUCCUCAUACCCAACUCGCAACAACAACUCUCCCAAACGAUGCUGACGCAGACAACAUAGAUCUUCUCAAUCUCAACUUAUCCGGAGCUGCACCAGUUCAAGAGCAACGAACUGAGAAAAAGCUGGGCAAUCAAGACUCGUUCGAUUUCUUCGGAUUAAUGGAGAAGCCGACGACUGAUGAUAAUUUUGGGGAUUUCCUAAGUGGACAAGCUAAGGAUAACGCUCAGACACUUGCAACGGAAUCCAUAUUUGGUGAUCUACCACCACCGCCGACGGAACAAACACAACCUAGCAAUGUGAACUCGAGCGACCCUCUCAACUUCGACCCCUUCGGUCUGAACGAUCCUAUACCUGUUAAGCAGGAGCCGCUUUUAGCAUCUCAAUUGAUUCCAGGCGAUAUAAGUCGUCCGUCGAGCGUGCCGCUGGAGCGCGCGGGCGGUGGCGCGGGGGGUGCGGAGCCGCUGGCGGCGCUGGGCGCGCUGGGCGGCGCCGCGCUCAGCGCCGGCACCACGCCGCGCGCCUCGCCCGCGCACCGCGCCAGCCCGCAGCAGCCGCCCGUCCACACCCGCUCGCCCGCGCACCAGCCCGACUACAGUCGAGCACACUUCGAACCUGCAAAAACGCCCGGUGAGGAUAAACCCAAAAAAACUGGCGACGUAUUCGGCGAUCUGCUCGGUAGCCAAGGCUAUGACUUCGCGAAGAGAGAGACAGGACCUAAGACGAUGAACGCUAUGCGCAAAGAAGAAAUGGCCCAAACCAUGGAUCCGGAGAAAUUAAAAAUACACGAAUGGACGGAAGGCAAGAAAGCGAAUAUUCGUGCGUUGUUAUGUUCUCUUCACACGGUGGUGUGGGAGGACUGUCGCUGGACGCGUUGCGACAUGUCGCAGUUGGUGUCGCCUGCCGAUGUCAAGCGUAACUAUAGGAAAGCCUGUCUUGCAGUACAUCCAGAUAAGCAAAUGGGAACAGAUAAUGAGAAUUUAGCUAAAAUGAUCUUCAUGGAACUCAAUAACGCGUGGAGUGAUUUCGAGAACGACGCCAAGCAACAGAAUCUGUUUCAAUCGUAA
This is a messenger RNA of Arctia plantaginis, 3474 nucleotides long. NCBI's taxonomy places the organism in Eukaryota, Metazoa, Arthropoda, Insecta, Lepidoptera, Erebidae. The record is from the annotation of a GenBank genome assembly.